AAUCUCAAAAUAACACAAUGCCACAUACACGCAUUUUCUCUCUCCAACUUCCACUCUCACUUUCGCCUACAACCUCUUAUCCCGCCUCCUUUCCCUCUCCUCCAAACGCCGUCGACGGUGGAUUUCAUAUAUACACCGCCCACUUCUCCUCCCCCCCAAACCCUAACCCCUCUUUUCCAACAAACCAGCGGCAACUUGAGGAAAAGAUAUUCAUACGAAGAAUUACAUCUUCGACAAAGUUGCGGCGGCGGUGAUGGACUAAUUGAAGAAAAAGUCAAACGCCAAGUCGCAUUAUCUCUUCAUCUUCUUCCUCCUCCAACAAAACCACCGCGUUCUAGUUGUAUCACCGCCUCUAGUAGGCGCCAUCUUUUCCAACCACAUUUACUUCUCUGCCGCUGCUAUUCUCGGCAUUGAAGACAAUUUUCAGAUAAGUUCAAAUGGAGGGCACCGAGAUUUAUGGUAGGAGGGCUUGUCAGCUUGUGAAAGAGCUUGCCUGUGCCGAACCCGGGCAACUUACUCGAUUCAAUGAUGAUUUAUUUAAUCAAGUUAUUAAAGAAUGUACUGUGCACUACAGUCAAUUUUACGAACUUACUAGGAAAAUGCAGGAAGAAGGAUUAGAUGUCCAGUCAGCUAGAAACGCUGACCACUUUGGAAUGCUUAUCCAUCAUCUUUCCCUAUUACGCAACAAGCGCUGCCUAAUGGCAUAUGUGCAUAAACGAUCUGAAGUUAUACAAAACUUAAGCUGGAAAGUUGGGCGGGUGCUCCCUGAAGAAAUUGAGAACAAGCUAAGUGAUCCAGAAAAGCGUUACUUUAAGAGCCACUCUUCCGCUUUACAAUCGUAUAUGAGGGGGAUGGAUGGCCUUGAUUUGACCGUGGAUAUGGUGCCACCAAAAGAUCCCUACAUUAAAGUAAGGGUCCUUGAUGAUAUUGGGGUGACAGCAAUGGGAGACCGAGAUACCAACCUUGCACGGCACUCAAUCCACUUCCUUAAACGAAGUGAUGCUGAGCAUUACAUGUUUCAGGGAAUGAUGGAAGAACUCCUAGGCUGAUGCAACUGUGUAAUCUCAUCAUAUUUCAUGUUUGAAGCAUUCAGAUUUGAUUGCGUUGAAUGCAUAUUAGGGCAGAAGUGCUAGCAAAGCUGCCAGAGCAUCUGUGGUUCUGUAAACUCAGAUAUAUUCUGCUGUAUUCAUCUACUGUAACUAGUCUCUCCCUCUUAAAUAAAAAAUACGAAGUAUUAGUUAAACUUGUCUUACAGAAAUUGUAUUGAUUUAUUGUUUAAUGUCUGGUAAUAAUAUAGCCGAGGAUGUUAAUUUGAAGAAUGCUUUCUGCGUUCAUCAUCGAGGAGCUGUAGAUUUGUAAUGUUGUAGCCAAGGGACUAAGGUUUGCAUGACAUCUCAAAGUUAUUUUGAAGUUGCAACAUUCUUUUUAGCCAUGGCUGUAGACUGUAGUAGUGUGGACUUGGUAGCUUGAUGCAAAUGUAGGGGUGCACCUUUUUCAAGUUUCUAUGAAGAAAUUUUGAUCAA
Spinacia oleracea (spinach) is the source of this 1523-nucleotide messenger RNA. RefSeq lists its product as uncharacterized. Gene Ontology annotation, cellular component: GINS complex. Lineage: Eukaryota; Viridiplantae; Streptophyta; Magnoliopsida; Caryophyllales; Amaranthaceae. The transcript has 8 exons. The record is from RefSeq and is a predicted model, not a curated record. The coding region runs from base 438 to 1049 and encodes 203 amino acids. Gene Ontology annotation, biological process: DNA strand elongation involved in mitotic DNA replication; DNA replication.